Molecule: messenger RNA, 4239 nt
Organism: Fundulus heteroclitus (mummichog)
Lineage: Eukaryota; Metazoa; Chordata; Actinopteri; Cyprinodontiformes; Fundulidae
Product: opsin-5-like
Exons: 4
Coding region: 337-1371 (344 amino acids)
Biological process (GO): visual perception; G protein-coupled receptor signaling pathway
Cellular component (GO): membrane
Molecular function (GO): G protein-coupled receptor activity
Source: RefSeq, a predicted model, not a curated record
CCUGACAGUGGUUUCCGUGGGAAUAGCGAAGCUUUUCCCCACCCUUCCAACUUGUCCCUCCUCCUCCUGAAGGUUAUGUCACCCGGCGGAACCGGGAUUGCUUCAGACUUCGGACGGCACCGCUGCCCUUUUACGCACGAUCUCCCUGUUUGCAUCCCGCUACGUGGGCGCACGGCUGCCGUCUCUGUCUCCGCGAUCCCUGCGUGCGGACAGAUGGAUGCGACAGCGGAGCGCACCAGCACCGGCUGCAGCGGCACACAUCCACUUAAAUAUCACAUGAGGACCCUUCUUUUCUAAUAAUAAAAAAAAACACCUGUCUUUUUUUUAACAUUUCCAAUGGAUAUUUACGCCUCUGCGUUGUCACCGGCGCUGGACAUCGGCGCGGGAUGCUACCUGCUGGUUUUAACUGUGUUCUCCAUUAUUGGAAACCUGCUAGUCCUCAUCAUGGCGUUCAGGAGGUCGUCCAGGAUGAAGCCACCGGAGCUGCUCAGCGUGAAUUUGGCGGUGACGGAUCUCGGAGCGGCCGUCACCAUGUACCCCCUGGCCGUUGCCUCUGCCUGGAGCCACCACUGGCUCGGCGGAGAUGUUUCCUGCAUUUACUACGGCCUGGCGGGCUUCUUCUUCGGCAUUGCCAGCAUCAUGAACCUCACCGUCUUGGCCAUCGUGCGCUUCGUUGUGUCCCUCAACCUGCACUCUCCAAGGGAGAAGAUCAGCUGGAAUAAAGUGAAGCUGCUGUGUCUGUGGACCUGGCUGUACGCUUUGAUCUGGGCUCUGUUUCCCAUUCUGGGCUGGGGCAGGUACGGGCCGGAGCCCUUUGGCCUGUCCUGCUCACUCGCCUGGGGACAAAUGAAACACGAGGGCUUCUCGUUUGUCAUCUCUUUGUUCUCCAUGAACCUGCUCAUGCCUUCUGUCAUCAUCAUUGGCUGCUACCUUGGCAUUGCUAUAAGGCUUUAUUUCACCUACAAGAAUUCGAUGAACAACAAGCACGUCCCCAACAUCGUCAAACUGCAUCGAAGGCUUCUAAUAAUCGCUGUUUUGAUCAGCAUAGGCUUCGUAGGCUGCUGGGCGCCCUACGGCUUGGUGAGCCUCUGGUCUGUUUUGAAUGACAGCAGCAAAAUCCCGCCCGAGGUCAGCCUGCUGCCCUGCAUGUUCGCGAAGAGCUCCACCGUCUACAACCCUCUGAUCUACUACUUCUUCAGCCAGAGUUUCAAAAGGGAGGUGAAGCAGCUGUCGUGGCUGUGCCUGGGCUCCAGUCCGUGCCAGGUCUCCAACAGCGUCAGCGAAAACAACAUCUACAUGGUUAGCGUUAACGCCAAGACGAAAGAAGUAGCGCAGGAGACCGUGCAGGAGAUCACGGAGUCAAAACAGUGACUUUGGGGGGAAGGAGUUGGGACGCGCGUCAAAAGUAAGACUGAGCUGAGUUGGCAACGCACGUCGUUUUUGGGAUAGAGAGUCAUCUUCUGCGUCGAUCACGGUCAGCAGGUUUCAGAUUUACGGUGCUUUUACAGCCCAAGAGCUGCAUGGGAGAGAACCUGAGGGGGGCGAAAGAAGCUGAAGUCCAAAGUCAAAUGUUGUACAGAAAAAUAUAAUACAAACCUGACGCAAACCACAGAGAAAGUGGAAAUGUUUACUUGAUGGACUUUAUUUUUAUCCUGUGAAGGGAUUGUGCUUCUGUGUGCAUUGUGUGUCUUGAACAAAGACCGUGCUGUGUCCUUGAAGGCCACACAGAUCCUAUCUGCAAACAGCAAUUAAUGCAAGAGCACAAGAUUGUAACGGAGCUGCUUUUAUUCUGUCUAAACUUGGUAUCAUUGUGUGUAAACGUACCCUUCGGAAUGUGAGUGGUGUUAUGUGGCUUUAAAGGCACAGUCUAAAACAGAUUUGUAAUAAAAGUUUUAACUAUACUUAAAAGUUAGAUUCUAUUUAGUCUUUACUCCCUUUUGGAAAGAGCUGAAGCUACUUCUGCAGAGCACAGUGUAAGAAGAACGGGAACAUGGAGGGCUCAGUGGGUUCUGCUGCAGUGUCAGUUUUUUUUUUUUAUCCCAAACUAUGCCAUGAUGGUCCAAACUGGUUUGGAAACAUCAGCGCUUACGGGUUACGUUUAUUGCGUUUGUUGCUUAAGUGAGGCUAGCUAUACGUGUAGGAAAUCAAAGACUCCAAAGAUGCAUUCUUGACGUCUCUUUCUAGUUACAACUUUUCCGGCUGUGCUGACGGCAUACUGUCCAAUACGCAGGCGAAACACAGAAAAUACCUGUUCAGAUGACUGUAGUUGACAGAAAAGUGGAUGCAUUUAAUGAAUCACUGGGUCUUUGGUGCCUGGACGGAGAAGCUUCUAGUGUAACUGGAAGCAUCUGGGCUCAUCGAACAAUGUCUUUGCAUGUUGACGCUGUUAAAGUCGUGUAUGAUUUACCUACUAACUGUAAGAGCAUGCUUUCUCAGUCUUAUUGUUACUUUUAAGACUCUAAAUGUUUUUUUCUGCACUACUAACAGAUCGGGAACUGAAGAGGAUUGCUUUAGUACCGUUUAAUUGUCCAUUUAAUUUACUCAACAUGCUGAGAAUCUUUGAGUCUGUUGCUAUCUCCAAUCUGACCACUAGAUGUCAACAACUGUGACACGCUACACCUUUAAAUGGUACAGCUUUUUCUUUCUCUUACCUGUGUGGGUAUAUCUCAUCUUUUUUCACUCUCCUUAUCAAGCCAAAAGGGUUUUUGGUUUGAACAGACUGAACAAUGUUUUUGCACAGAAACCAGAUAAGCACAUUGAUGAGCAGGUUUACAUGUGUUACAGGUGCUUUUGAUAAAGUGUCACUCUUGAGUUUUCAUUUUCUAGAUUCCCCCCCCCUGUGUUAAUUAUUGCCACUAUCUGGCCUAGCAAUAUUGUGAUAAAAUGCCUCUCAAAAAUAUGUAUGCUCCUUGAACCUUUUCACAUUUCAUCACACAACAACCACAACUCUCUACUUUGUUGAGAUUUAAUUCCAUAGACAAACACAUAUUAGAGCGUAAUUGUAAAGUGGAAGGAAAACACUGAAAGGUUUUUCCAUAUAGAAAUGUGAAGAAUUUGGUGUAUAUAGUCAUAUUCAAAAACUUAGAAUAUUUAAAAAAGUACAUUUAUUUCAUUGACUCAAUUCACCACACAAGACGGAUUAUAUAAAUUGAUUACACAUUUGCUGAUGUUUUCAAGCCUUUAAUGUAAUUGUGAGGGUUUUUUUCACUUAUAAUUACUGAAAACACAACAUUUAAGAUUAAAAUAUGACAUCAGAUCAAUAAGAAAAAAGACAUUUUUGAUACAGAACUGUGGGCUUAAUGAAAAGUAAGUUUAACACCUGCUUAAAGAUGAUUUUUAAAAGGUCUUUUAGAUCUGACAAAUGAGCCUCAUUGAGAAGCAUAUUCUAAUUUAUUGAAUAUGACUGCAUAUGUUUUCAGCCCUUGUGAGUCAAAACUUUUACUGCAGUUUUGUAGGUUAUGUCUGGACUUUGACUAGGCCUUUCUAGCACAUGGACAGGCUUUGAUCGUCCCAUUGUAGCAGUGGCUGUACGUUUAGGCUGUCCAUUUGGAAGGAGAAUCUAUUUUGCAGCAUCAAACAGGUUUCGUACCUUGGCUGCUUUAUAUUUAGCUCCAUCCAUCUUCCCAUUCACUUUGGCCCGCUUCCCUCCUCUUAGUAAAGAAAAGCAUCCCAGCAGCAUGAUUCUGCCAUCAUCAUUUUUCUCCAUUUUGGUCUCAUCUGUCCAGUGGACCUUCCUCAAUAUUUAUGAGUAUCAGAGUAAAGGGUGCUGACUACAAAUGUGUUCCAAACAUUUCUUAUUUUUAGACUAAUGGAAAAGAUUUUGAGAAUCCCGUAUUAUUUUCUCUGUUCUUCAAAUUUUUGCACUACUUGGCUUUGGUCUAACACAUAAAACCCCCAAAAGACAUACUUUAGUUUGUUGCUGUAAUGUGGCAAAAUAUGGAAAGGGUUGAGCGGUGUGAAUGCUUUUGCAGGCCACUGUAUAAUUACGAGUGAUGAUAUAAACAUGCUAUAUUACUUACAAUUAAAACUCACUUUGACCAAAUAAAGGCUAGCAAACAAUCGGCAUGUAUUUUGUUUAUAAAGCAGGUGAAUCAACAGGUGAAUCAACAGGAUUUUCACUUGGUUAUUUAUUGUACAUUUUAAUAAUUGCUAUGAUACCCAACCAUGCCAGCUUACCGAGUCUCCUCAGUUUUUACCACUUGUACUGAAACCCAUAUUGCAUUGCAGGAGACUUUAAAC